AUGUCGUCGGUGAUAUUCCGCGGAUUACCCAUUGCGGGACACCCGAAAAUCUGCAAAAUGGUGGAUUCAGAUCCACCGGUGACGACGGGGGGCGUACCGGGUCGCGCAAAUAUGGGGAAUCCGGAGACCUUCGGACAGAGACGGGAGCACCAAAGCAACCUUGAAUUGUGGACUCGUGCUUUGACUUUGUUCCUGAUUCUCUCUCCAGCGUACUGGCUCGACUACGGGACUAGCUUCACCCAAUCCUCCCUCCAGUGGCGUUUCCCUCUCGCCUUCCAGGCCGUUUUCGCCAUCUUCUUGGUACUGCAAGUGAUUGGACUGCCUGAGACUCCUCGCUGGCUGAUGAAGAAUGACCGAUAUGAUGAAGCGCGGGAAGUGGUAGCGGCCAUCAACGAUGCCUCACCGAACGACGAAGAAGUUAUUCAGAGCCUCGCGGAUAUUGACAAGGCCGUCCAAGAGGAUGUCCAAGGCCAGGGUCUGAGCUGGCGAGAGUUUUUUUUACCCAUGGAAAGCUGCAGAACUGGCGACGGCUGUUGCUGA
This is a messenger RNA of Penicillium alfredii, 540 nucleotides long. RefSeq lists its product as uncharacterized. The transcript has 2 exons. Gene Ontology annotation, cellular component: membrane. Gene Ontology annotation, biological process: carbohydrate transport; transmembrane transport. The coding region runs from base 1 to 540 and encodes 179 amino acids. Lineage: Eukaryota; Fungi; Ascomycota; Eurotiomycetes; Eurotiales; Aspergillaceae. The record is from RefSeq and is a predicted model, not a curated record. Gene Ontology annotation, molecular function: carbohydrate:proton symporter activity.